GAGAUUUUAUGUUGAAAAGUGCUGCAUCCUUGAUUCUUUUUGAAGAAUAUACUGGAAACAGAACAUAAACAGAAGACAUAUAGACUUUGAGGCCUUUUAUCAGAUGAGUCUAGAGGCUCGCUCUAAACAAGGCAGAUUACUAAAGGAGGCUAAGAAACUGGAUUCGAAAGCUGCUCUGGAAGCUAUACAUUCUACAAUCAAAGUGCCUGAGAUAUUGUCCGCAAUAACGACUAGUAGUGAAACCGUGUUACUAUGGGAGGGGCAGUUGUCGAUGAUGGACCAUCUGACGUGAAGGCUCCUGAUGGCGGAUGGAGCUGGGUCAUCCUCUUUGGCUGUUUCGUGAUCACUGGAUUCUCCUAUGGAUUUCCAAAAGCAUUGAGUGUCUUCUACCAUGAACUGAUUGCAGAGUUUGAGAUAGGAUACAGUGACACGGCAUGGAUUUCUUCAAUAAUACUUGCUAUGCUCUAUGGGACAGGUCCUUUGGUUGGCAUCUGUGUGAAUUGGUUUGGCUGUCGUCCUGUAAUGGUGGUUGGAGGUCUCUUUGCCUGUACUGGGAUGGUGGCAGCUUCAUUCUGCAAUAGCAUUAUCACAAUCUACAUCUGUGCUGGCAUUGUCACAGGUUUGGGCCUGUCAUUGACUUUUCAGCCUUCCCUGAUGAUGUUAAAUCGAUACUUUGACAAGAGGCGCCCACUGGCUAAUGGAUUGGCUGCAGCCGGAAGUCCAGUGUUCCUAUCGGUCUUAUCGCCUCUUGGGCAAACACUCCUGGAUACAUAUGGUUGGCGUGGAGGUUUUCUUAUUAUGGCUGGAUUAAUCUUUAACUGCACUGUAUGUGGGGCUCUGAUGAGGCCACUGGUAGCUCCCAAAAAGGCAAAAGUGGAACAAGCAGAGGAAGAUCUUAAAAAGAACAUUGAGAAACCCCCCAAGAAAAAGAUAAUUGACAUCACUGUGUGCAAAGAUAAAGGAUUUGUUAUCUACACCUUAGCUGCCACCAUCAUGGCUCUAGGACUUUUUGUACCACCUGUAUUUGUGGUCAAUUAUGGCAAAGACAUUGGUGUCCCAGAUACAACGGCAUCUUAUCUCCUCACAAUCCUUGGGUGUAUUGAUAUCUUUGCAAGACCCACCUUUGGCGUUGUCACUGGUUUUCCACGCAUCCGACCUUACGCACCCUACAUUUUUGGCUUUGCAAUGUUAUGUAAUGGCUUCAUUGAUCUGAUGGGCUCUAUGUCAAAUUCCUUUGGAGGUCUGGUUACUUUCUGCAUCUUCUUUGGGAUUUCCUAUGGAAUGAUUGGUGCUCUGCAAUUUGAAGUCCUGAUGACAUUGGUUGGCACAAAAAAAUUCUCCAGUGCUCUUGGACUGGUCCUUCUGGCAGAGGCCUGUGCAGUUCUCGUUGGUCCACCAUCAGCAGGGCGAAUCUUGGAUGGAACAGGAAAGUACAUGUUUGUGUUCCUUGUUGCUGGUGGUGAAGUUGCGCUCUCAUCCUUGGUUUUCACAUUGGGAAAUAUCUUAUUCCUGAGGAAAAGAGGAAAGGAGCCGGACUGUAAAGAAGGAAGUGCAGAGAAUGGGGAGUUUAAAAAGGCAGAAGAUGAUAUGAAAGCUAUGUCUGUAUAUACUGUACAAAUGGAGAUGGUCACCACUGGUGUAAAAGAAACAAAUGAGAAUGAGACCAUGAAAACAAAAGAGCCUGAGAAUAAGGAAAAAAGUGAGAGAAAUAUGGUAGUUAAUACCUCAGAAGGCAAACUAGAGGAAAAUCCAAAAGCAUGAUCCUACAGGAAUUGUGUAGAUCACUAUGGAUGAAAUAAAAAAAGACUGCAAUAAUGUGUUCAAAUAUAUUUGUCAUAAUGUGUAUAAUUCUGAAAUUUUUUGUAUCUCAUUUGAAAUACGUAGAAAUACCACUGCACAUAACAGCGUACAUGAGUACUUACAGAGUAAAUGAAUAAAAAUGAUUGCAAAAUA
Molecule: messenger RNA, 1953 nt
Organism: Xenopus laevis (African clawed frog)
Lineage: Eukaryota; Metazoa; Chordata; Amphibia; Anura; Pipidae
Product: monocarboxylate transporter 4
Exons: 5
Coding region: 253-1761 (502 amino acids)
Source: RefSeq, a predicted model, not a curated record